This is a messenger RNA of Athalia rosae (coleseed sawfly), 1155 nucleotides long. RefSeq names its product riboflavin transporter 2-like. The coding region runs from base 1 to 1155 and encodes 384 amino acids. Gene Ontology annotation, molecular function: riboflavin transmembrane transporter activity. The transcript has a single exon. Lineage: Eukaryota; Metazoa; Arthropoda; Insecta; Hymenoptera; Athaliidae. The record is from RefSeq and is a predicted model, not a curated record. Gene Ontology annotation, biological process: riboflavin transport. Gene Ontology annotation, cellular component: plasma membrane.
AUGUUCCCUGCACUUUACGUUCUGUUGAAAAAAUUCGUUCCUCGAUACUGUAACGAGUUCAUCUGGAUUUCCGGCCUCCUUGUUAUUGGUUUUGUGUCUAUGGGCUUCCUGGCAUUAUUCCACGAUGUAACAUGGACGUUUAAUGGUAGAGACCACAGUGUAGUAAUGCUGAUCAUUGUCUUCAUUUCCUCCGUGGUCAACAGUUCAAGUUCCAUCAUCUUCAUGCCAUAUCUUCGGAAUUUCGAUAAAAAAUACCUAACUUCCUACUACCUCGGCGAAGGUCUCAGUGGGACUGUGCCAAGCAUUAUCGCCCUAUUCCAAGGAGUCGGCGGUGAUUCUUCCUGUAAAACCGAAGCACCUCUCUCAAAUGAACCACAUAUUGUGAACGCACCGAAGCCGAAUUUCCCACCCAGUAUCUACUUUCUUAUUUUGUCCAUUCUUCUCGUCUUUUGCGCCAGUGCUUUCUGGCUUUUGGAGUACUUGAGAGGGCGUAUGGUUCUCGAGGAAGGCUGUAACGUGCGUUGUUACGGCCAGGUUCCAUUGACGGACGAUGUCACCUGCACAGCUAAUAAGCCACCCGAUCACGAUUCGAAAGUCAACGCUUGUGAAAUAGACGAAUUGCAAAUUUCUUCUUCCGUAAAAACGAACGGCUACACCAAAAAUUAUCUCUGCGUAUUGAUUGGACUCACCUGUUUCGUGGCCCAUGGCAUUUUACCUGGUACCCAAGCGUACUCCUGUCUUCCCUACGGAAACGCUGCUUAUCACCUGGUAGCUACUUUGACACAGUUUGCCGGACCCGUAGCUUACAUCCUCGGCUACUGUCUGCCGCCUCUGGGUGUUCGAGGAGUCACCUGGAUUUCUGUGCAUGCAUUAUUACUCAGUACAUACAUCACCUGGUUAGCCAUUUCGUCUCCGAAUCCAUUAUGGCGCGAUGAGAUUUAUGGUAUCGUUUUACUGGUGACCGCGUGGACUCUCUCGUUUGCAUUGAUCUCUUACAUGAAAUUAUCAAUCGCCGCUAUCAGCCAGCAAAGUCUCGCUCCAGACAGUCUGUACCACAUCGGCAUAUCGAAUCGAAUAGGAACAGUCUUCGGUGCAAUCGUCAGCUUCGUGAUCGUCAACUACACGACGAUAUUCACGGCGUACUCAGGAUGCUAG